CUCUGGGACCUGAUUGUUUAUGUUUGUCUGUGUUAUCGGUGCCAGGCACUGUAGUGCCAGGGGAUAGCGAACCAAAAGCCAGCGGUUCGUACGCCGCUGGCUUUUGGUGGUUGUGUGAUCGACGAUACGCCGUUGUCUGUUGAGGAAUAACGCGCAGGGCAACCUGAUCAGCAACCAUGGCUCAGCCCGCACUAGAUGCCCCUGCCGGAUCCAUGCUGCCUGGCUUGAGCGCACAUGGCGAGAUUGCUGCCGAGAUGGACGACUUGGGCUUAGCUCCAGAACCUAGAGCAUUACCGCGGUCUUCUGCCAGGUCUGGCAGGAGGUAUCCGAAUGGCGAACUGGUCGCCCAAUUGGGGGACUUGCGAUUAGUCUCGGAAGUUGCUGCCCCACCGUGGGACUCCACCACACGCACAGAGCCUAUGAGAUCAACUAGACGAAGAGACGGUCCUUCUGAGGAGCCCGACAGUACUGCAGACCGCACGGUUAGCCGACAGUCGGAAACCUCGAGCUCAGCAGUCUCAUCACCACGGACUGCUUCUGCCAGGCUCCACCCGCAUGGUGACACCUCUGACUCGGAGUGUGAAGACUCCGGCAAAACUUCCAAGCCCUCGAACUCGAUGCCAGGACGGUCUGCUAAUGGCAAUGCCAAGCCUUCCAAGCAGCCAGGAGGUUCUUCGAUCAAAAAGAAGCUCAAGACCGCAGGCAUUGUGGUUGGAGUAGCAGCAGUGGCAGGUGCCGCUGCAGUUGUUGCAGCACCCAUAGCCUUGGCAGCGGUCGGAUUCACUUCAUCCGGUGUGGCGGCUGGCUCGAUGGCAGCUGCCUACCAAGCAACGCUGGGAGGUGUCAUUGCCAAGGGCAGUGUGUUCGCCGUUUUGCAAAGCUGCGGAGCAGCGGGAAUACCGGCGACCGCGCAAGCCAUGGUCGCAGCAGGUGGUGCCACUGUUGGUGGAGGCAUAGCAACAGUGUCUCAAAAAUUCGCUGAUUGGAAACAAGCGAAAGAUUCAAGAAAAGGGACCGAUGGACGAGGUGGCAGCGGAGGAAUCAAUACUGGGGCCGAAGCCAAAGCCUGUAAGGGAGCCAACGGAGAAGAAGGCGCCAAGGGAACCGGAAAGGGAAGCAGACUGAAAAAUGAGAAAGACAAUUGCACAGAGAACGGCGUUGAAUCCGAUAGGAAAAAUGUGAAAUCAAGUGAUGCGGAAGGGCAGGAGACCUGUCGUCAAAAUCAGAAAAACGAGGAGGUAGCUGGGAAACAAUGAAUGCCCCGAAAGUAAUGUCAUCAAUUUAGAGCGCAGUAGCAACACCAUGGCCCUGUCACUACAAAUCUAAUCUAAUUUCAGUUCAAGAAGUUUGGCUAAAAAAAUAUAUUUUUUUGCUCUCCCAUGCAGAAACCUAAUGACAUGGCCAUUUUGAAACGACACCACAAACCCAACGAGAUUAGUGUAGUAUUUGUUUGCGUUGGGACCAAAGGUUUGCCUUGACACUAGGGGCCUUCUUAUUCCAUUUGCAAUAAAUCGUGUCCUAAUAUGUUAAAACUUAGCAUAGAUAAGUAGUUAUCACUAAUUAGAGUUACCGUACGUUAUCACAGGCUUGAUUCAUCGGCUGGAUUGCUGCACCUCCAAAUCAAACAGUACAACAUUUUCAAUCUUUAAAUUAUUAGUUUUGUUACUGCUGUCUUAUCAUUCAACGGUGUUAGCUCGAUUCAGCAUAUGUCUGGCAUGCACACCCAAAAGCAUGAAAUAAUCAGCUGAAUGUAACUAAUAUUUAUUGGCGGAGUUGUGUCUCGGACACCUCACCGCGUUGGCCUGCAGUAUACAGCAGCUAGUGCCACCUAGUAGGUGAACGUCAGUCAGUGAAGAGAUCUUCAGAAGACAUGGACGGCAGUGGGUGGGGGUACAUUCUAACUUCGUGUUCACGGGACAUGAACAGGCAGCUACAUCUUCAAGCUGCAGUUAGGCUGCUGUCGUUGUUCGAAUUAGCAUAUAUGUGAAACAUAAUCUUGGUAAAUAUGUAUGUGAAACAUAAUUGUUGUGUGAGAACACAACCUGUCUCUGCUUAUUUCUAUGGAAUUCAACUGGCCGCUUGUAGCUUGCUGGUCUAAAGUGAAUGAGCUUCCCGCGGCACUGUCCUUUCAUGGUGUGACCGGUGUGCAUAUGACAGCUAUAGACCUUAUGAUGUGUCAGCCGUAGAUGGCCUUGCAGUGCAAGGUACCUCAGUGACCAAUCGCAGAGGUGUACGCAGAAAUUUUUUUUUUGGGGGGGGGGGACACCUCUUUGAUCUGAAGUGGGCGAGCAGGCAGAUGUGGUCGAGUGUAAUUUCUUGAUCUGUACACCAUGGCAGAAAAAUUUCCGGGUGAGCAAGGGCCCGGUGUGCCAUCCCCUGGCUACGCCACUGACCAUUCGUGCCUUGUUCAGCGAAUGUCUGGCUUUUAUGGCAAUUCAGGCAGCUACAAUCGCUUUCCUUUGGAGCCCAUGCACUGCCAUUACUAUCGUACCUGUACUAGCCAACACUUGAUAGGCGCUUACAAUAGGCAGGAAAACUAAUUGUCGCGACACUGUGAUGAUGUAGUUGACCAAAGCAUAUAAUGUGAUAAUUACAAUGAAGGGCUUCUUCUUGUGAGCUGCUCAUGUGACAGCACUGUGGGCAAACAUUUGUUGGCAGGCUUACUUUACCAAAAUGUCAUUGAACGUCAGAAUGCGUCCAGCCUAAUGGUAGAAUGCGGCAUCACAGGAUCUCAGCAUGAAACCACCAAUCAUCCAUAUUGUGCUGGCUGUUGAUUGAUUAGUUUAUUUAUACUCUUAAAGGCCAUAAAGGAGGUAUUACAGAAUCCAGGGGCCACUGCAAUUGCGGCGGUACCUGUACGAAUGAAGACUUGUGCAGUUGGUGGUGAUACCGUGUUCAUGUAGUUGACCGAAGCGUGUUCAAGCUGAAACCAGAAGCUACGUUUGUUUUGUUUGGCGAUGCAGGUUAUUCCUACUGAUGUAGCCUGCUUUUCGAUGGCGGUCUAUAUACGUUGCGGUGACCAUUCCUGCCCAUCCCAGUGAUCCUUAUUAUGUUUCCCCCGAUUCCCUCACGCCAAGUGGAAAUGGGAAAAUAACUUGCUCAGUUUUUAUCACAUGACCCAUACAAACACCUAUGCAACUGACGUCUGUGUUCUUUGUGCAAAAUUAUUGUUUGUACAGGUCUACAGUGGCAAGCUCCACUGGAAAGACAGCCAGUUGUGAAACUGUCAGGCCACUCAACCCACGCGGUUGUUUCUGUUAGCCAGUAUAGUAUGCAUAGCAAGUACUUCCAUGAAACGUGUUGCUGGUUAGGAGCAUGAACCUUUUAGUUUGAGAAAAAUUGGCAAGAGGUCUUAGUUUUGGAGCUAUUUCCGGUAGGUCUUAAGACCUUGGUAGAUUGCACAAGUGAACAUUGUUUUUAUGUUGACAAAUGCAAGUGAUGGUGUGAGCGUGUACUUUGUCUCUGUUCUUGUGUUCAGUCUGGCCACACUGUGCCGUGCAGGGCCCCAUUUGUGGAGACCUGUUUCACCAAGGUUAAAUAUUUAGGGUAGUCAAUGUAGCAUGUGCAGAUGCUGGUUGAUCAGCACGUUAAAAAAUAACAAAGAAGUGAUACACAAAUUAGUACUAGUCCUUAGUAUGACUACUGUCCCCUGCUUUCAAGUUUUUACUUACCCACAACAAGCAACAUAAAGGGGAUUGUAGGGGGUCACGAACACGUGGAAGCUGUUUCAACAUAUGCAUUUUUGAUGGCUGUGUAAAUUUAAAAAGAUAAGCUUGCACGGUUUUCGUCAAAAUAUAUGUAUACACUCCAGUUUUAUGCAUUCUCGAAGUGUCAGCUCCAGAACACCUUUUGUUAAAUUUUUUAUUUGCCUUUUUUCUUGUACUAAAUUUGUUUCUGUGUACUGUAUUUAUUUAUCAAAUUGUUCGUUUCAUGGUUUCAUGAAUUUUUGUUUUCUAUUCCUGCAUGUGUAUUGUCUUGUGUGUGUAGUAUUGUUCAGUGCUGCUAAUCCUCGUGUUAUUUAUAUGAAGCCUUCACCAAGGUCCUGUGGCAGUCUAGUACUUUGGGACCCUUGUGUGUACAUUUUAUGCUUUGUAGUUAACCUGUUAUGUAAUAAUGAAACAGACUGAUUGAUUGGUUGAUAGACCAUUUCCAAGUGAUGCCCAGAACGUCCUCUAUGCCUUGUAUGGCAAGCUUGUGCGGGUAAUUAGGGAGAGCUUUGGGACGCACGCAGACAUUCUAAGAAGCUGUCCAACUGUACAACACAGCCUUAAUGAAAGCCGACACAUGAUGAAGCCAAGGAAGGUACUGGGGUCAUUAUUUGUAGAAAUAAAUGUAUUGUGUAAUUAUGAUAUAGAUGUGAAGAAAUUGAAGUGGGUAAAAAGACAACUUGCCACCCGCAGGGACCGAAUCUAUACAACCUUCGGGAAAAUGCGUCCAGUGCUCUACCAGUAGAGCUACAGCGGGGGUUGUCCUCCCGUCCGCUUUAUUAGGUAUUUAUAUUUAUGUAAUCUUGGGAGUGUUAGACAGCGUUGCUUGCAGCCAUGAUGGUGAGCGCGAAACUGUUCAGGGAACAUAAGACACCAUCCCCUAUUGGGAGUUCACAUGGUUCACAAAAGAGCAGAAAAGCUGAUGUUACUUGCGUUGGGAGUUUCUUAAUGCAGCUUUGUAUUUUGUCACACUAACAAAGGGUGAUUAAAGUGAAUAAAAAGAUGCAUCUAAUCUCUAUUUUAUGGUGCCUAUUUUUUUUAAGCGCAAGGCCACCUGGAUUCGGACAUUGCAUUCCAUGUGACGUUACCGCAUAAGGUAUUGCAAUGGCUGCUCAGUAGCGGCAGUUCGUGACUAUAUUAGUUAUGCUACAAUGGUGUGAAUGUUAAUGUGAAAGGACAAUAACACAAUUGCUGCACAGCAAUGAUUGUGUCGCUGUGCAGUGUGCAAUCGUGUAAGUUGCCGCAGUAUUAGCUUUCUUCGAUGACUGGUUAGAUUCGUCAAUUCUCAAUAAGGGGAUAUUAUUACAGCUGUCAUACAGGCCUAUGGCCCACAUGGCUUACCACAAGAGCCUGUGUCUUUACGGUCAACAAAUUGCGAAACAUUCUGAGCGCAGAAAAAAAGAGUUCGGCAAAUAGGAAUAGAAACCAUGCGUGCGAACUUUGAACAGAUGGUUUGGUUCAUCCGAAGCACAAAUUUAUGCAUUCCGUUCUUUGUCCUUGUCUUUUUUGAGGGCUUAAAGGGACCGACAACCAAUAUUUAUGGUGCCCAUUUUCUUAAGCUCAACGGAAAGCUUACCGGUGCGAGUGUGUAAUCACGGAAUGGUAACGUGGAAAACGGCGUGAAACAUUUGUAAUCAGAAUUUUUCUACAAGUCGCAACACAUGCUACAAACACUGGGCGCGAGAGCGGUUCGCGUUCACGGGCGGCGGAAAUUUGCUGCGCAUGCGUGCACUCUGCACGCAUACGCCGCGGCUCGACAUGUUCCACUGGCUGAACGUGGUUCUAUAAACGUUGCACUGGCUACCGCGAAGGCGGCGCCGCUUCUCACCGUGCAACUCAUUUUACCUUGCAAGCAGCACAAAAUAGAGCAGGGCCAGAUAAUAAUGUAUAAUUUUCUGGACUAAUUAUGGCGCGCAUGACAGCAUCAGACUCUGUGACUGCGCACAG
Rhipicephalus sanguineus (brown dog tick) is the source of this 5654-nucleotide messenger RNA. RefSeq lists its product as uncharacterized. The record is from RefSeq and is a predicted model, not a curated record. The coding region runs from base 177 to 1256 and encodes 359 amino acids. The transcript has 4 exons. Gene Ontology annotation, cellular component: membrane. Lineage: Eukaryota; Metazoa; Arthropoda; Arachnida; Ixodida; Ixodidae.